This is a messenger RNA of Fusarium verticillioides 7600, 3395 nucleotides long. RefSeq lists its product as hypothetical. The record is from RefSeq and is a predicted model, not a curated record. The transcript is spliced from 2 exons. NCBI's taxonomy places the organism in Eukaryota, Fungi, Ascomycota, Sordariomycetes, Hypocreales, Nectriaceae. The coding region runs from base 879 to 1220 and encodes 113 amino acids.
GUUGUCUCCAUGGCUUCUGAGACGACCCAUCCUAUCACUUCGCUUUUCAGUAUGGACGCAUACUGUCUGUACUGGAGCAGCAGAUUGAGGUGGAAACCGCAACACAUGAAUGCCACUAAUGCUGAUUAACAUUUGUCUCGUCGUGCUCUGAAAGCACUUGGGCGUCCUCCCCGGUCGUAUGAGCGCGUAGUAACGAAAUAUCUUGAUGGCGUCGAUUUCUCCUUGCGACCGGCCUUCAAGAACAAGCCGUCUCUGGCUGGUUGCCGCAUUCCAUCGUCUUUUAGAAUCAUGUACGUUGUUUUGCCUGCCCGUACCCAAGUCAUGUCUGCUUGUCGCUUGUAAAAGGCGUCUGCAGUCGUCCUGCAGAGCUCACAGGGGCUCCCUGUCUGUCAUCACUACGGGUGUGGUCCCCACCACAUCGCAUCGUUUUGUUCGGCGGGGGGCAUCAGUCAAUGCCAUGCAAAAUGGCAUUGCGACGCCAACGGCCAUUCCCAUCGAGUUUAGUUGUCCCUAAGACGUCAGCGUCCGAGUCUUUAAGUCGUACUCCGUUGAGCAAACACUACGCACCUUUGAUCAUGCCAGCUCAUUCCCACUUAGAGCUCCGCUCUGCCCUGGGUAUCCUUGACAUGUUGGCCAUCCGCACUUCAACGGUAGUACAAGCAAAUCGUUCGACCCUUUCCCCAGCCUAGUCCACUCCCCGUGCUAAUAAUCGCAUUCACGUCACUUCCUCUCAUUGCCUGGCAACUCAUAUAAGAGUCUAUACCUCUUCCUCGCAUUCCACUACCCGUCUGCCCAUUGAUUCACAUCUCACCUUGUCCGAUCCGUUGCUCACUACGCCAUACAACCAACUCUCUUACAUCUUGGACAUCAACAGCACAAUGAGUGGAGCUGGUGGUUUUUAUAAGUACAGAUGCAAGUACUUCUAUACACAUAACUGCCCCAACUGGGUCUGGGUGAAUAACGCGCCUUGCGCAUCAUGUCUUGCUGAUGGGCGCGAUAACGAAGAAUCUUCAUUACCAGCAUGGGGACUAUCUCGAGAUAUUGUUGUCCCACAAGUUCUCGACGGCAUUCUUCAAUAUACUCUAAUGGAGCUCGUAGCUCCCUCAGAACCUGGCGACGACUGGACUCUUCGGGACAAGGCCAGUCGGCCACCACCAUCAAUUCCCGUAACAAGCGCUAUGCCAGGUAUACCGAGCAUCAUGGCACAUCAUCGAUUUUGAGAAGAUCUAGUGUCCUCUAGGGGCACAGAAGCGUCACCUCUGAGAGGGUUUCUUCAAUUGCGACAUUAGGACGCCAGAGCUGGAAAUAAUAAUCGACGGGCAAAGACUGAACUGGACUUUUGAGUGCCGACGGCAACAGGGAGAUAGGUUGGCAUGCCUCUCUCGUGACCGCCGACCAUUUGCAACGCGCCAUUGGGCGUAGGCAGUGUACGAUUUUUGACUGACUGCGACGCUUGACAUUGGAUGGAGCGGGAGAUUGGUGGCUGGAGCAAGACCGCAAGCAAACAAAACCCCCGCGAGAUACCCAUGCGCUGUUGAACCUUUCUGGAGACGGGGGACUCCAAUCUGGAAUUGUUAUUUAUUUUGGGAUUCUUUUUUUUUUUUUUUUUUUUUUUUUUUCAUUCGGACAUCAUCAUGUAACAGGCGCGAAUGAGUUUCACUGGGUGGCAACAAUUGUUAUCUGUUUGGCCGUUCUGGAGCCAGGAAAUUGAUUUCUGACCUCUUCCUUCGUGGAAAAGGCGAGGCAGUUUUUGAUCUCAUUUUGUUUCGAUUCAUCAUCUGCUAAAAACGCACACGACAUGUGAUGUGAUGCUCAGGGAGCAUUGGUUGUGGUUGACCUGCUGCUGAGCGGGUCAGUAAUGAGUUCUAGGCGCACGAAAUCAUGUCAAGGAAUCAGAUCAAGGCGCCGCGGCCAGGGCUAGGUCGUGAGAUGUGGUGUGCCUCGGAAAGAGAGCUCGUCUGAUGAUCCUUGUCUGGCUGCAGGACUUAUCAGUCGUUGUUUGUUUCGGGAUGAGAUACCCCACCGAUAGAGAUUGUCCAACAAGGCGCACGAGUCUAAGCUCUAAUAUUAAACCGACUUGAACAGCCAUAACCAUCACGGGAGCCGCAAUUGUUUGUGGGCCGAAGAGUGUCAAGAGCGAUGUUGGUUGUUGAAGAAAAGGCUUGGAGCCGCAGCUGAACGAUGCGUUUCUGCUAGACCCGUGGACCGUCGUAGCACUUGACUUCGCGAAAAGCUAUGAAUGGCGUUUUUGCUCUUCAGACGGUAAACUUUUUUCGAAAGGGACCAAGUGCAACAGUUUCCACCAGUCUCCACGUGCCUGCAUCUUGUGAGGGUGGUGCCAGUAGCUGGUUAGGGGGCCAUCAAGGCUGAGCUACCAGUUGUACCUGCAAUUAGCAGAGGAUUAGUUGAGUUUCGGUGAUGAGGUAAUUUGACGCCGUUGAAAGACGGUUUGUUUUAGAACAGACUUCCGGCCUCGCUUACUCCCGCGGACUGCGGAUCGUCAGGAUCCCCGAACGACGGAGGCACAGUACGUAUUGCAUGGACAGACAGACAAACCGCGUAGCCACCGAAACGCGGUUCGACGUGCAGAAUGCAGAAGUCAGUGCUAAGCAUGCGGCUUGUUUCAAACUGACCGCGGAUGAAUGUACCUGCUUGUAGCAUUGUUUUCUCUUCAGUACCUUAGCGGCAGCAGUGGAGAAGAAGUAUGAGUGAGAUUGAAGAGAUUGAGAUUGUGGCUUCUAGGUGGAUGCGACGACGGGAGUGGGGAAUACGAAUAAUGACAAGUGAACAGUCAUCUUUGGGUGUACUUGCCUUUUCUCAAGUAAUCCAAUAAUGGGGCCUGAGCCCAGAAAAUGUUUGAAUCAAGAAAGAGCUCAGGCGGGGAGUUUCCUGUAGGUCUCCGUUCUUUCCGGCCUGAAUGAGCAGUCUGUGGUCCAGGAACAUGCUCAAUUGGCGAUGGGAGAGACACCUCAGACACGGCAGCUACGAAUUAGUGCUUUUCAACAUCCACAACACCAUUAUCAAAUAGGAUAUGAGCCGCUGUCAACUGGCUGAUCAGGGGGAAACAGUCUCCACUAGCGCCCGUAAAACUUGACCAGUCUUUAGUAAGGUAGGUAUGUAUGUUUUUCAAGGUCUAGGGCCUUUGGAAGCUUCCAUCCAUUCAACCGUGAGUCUUUAGUUCAACUUUUGAGGGAUGCCGCUGUGUCAUGUGUAGACUCCCUUCUAGAAAUAGCUUGGUUACACACACCUCACACCUCGCUAAGAUUGACGACUAGGUAGCCUCAAUGUCUCAGCUGCGCGGGUAUCAAAUAAGAUCCUAUUGGACAAUUCCUCAUGUUGAAUCACAGCUCUAAAAGCCGAUGGCCACUCUCAGCCUCGCAGAAGUGUCCCAAUCG